GCGAAAGUGAGCAUAUGAUCUGCAAAAAAAUCAAAAACGUUUUUGAGAGCGAUAUUCAUCAACCUUCGAACAGUUCACCUUCACGUGUUCAGCAGGGUCACCCCGGUGAAAUUGGACCGAAAGGUGAAGUGGGACCACAGGGCCCCUCUGGAAAUCGUGGACCGAUUGGCGUCGUCGACUACGAACUUGUAAACUCGACUACAAGAGAAAUAGUUUCUAAAGCUAUUUCGGACUUACACGAAAAAAUGCAACGAGAAUGGAAUGAAAAACUUGGAAGACAAGAUGAAAAAUACCAAUCUAUUGUGGCAAGUUUGAAACAACCAUUAGGUCCCUGUGUAAUAGCUUUUGGUGGAAUUUGCAGUUUUAUCUUGAAAGGAGGAUGGAAUUGGUCAACAUCCCUAUUGAAAUGCACUAACGUAGGCGCGCACCCAGCUGAUAUUUUUGACAAAGAGCAUUUGAACUUACUGAAGAAUUAUAUAAGAAAAAUCGCAAUGUUGAAAACUGACAGCUGGGUGGUGUAUUACACUGGGAUGCAGUACAACGUGCAGACAAAACAAUCAAUACUUUACAAUGGGGCCAACGGUGGUUAUGUAGAAUGGUAUCCAGGUGGCAUUGAACCACAAAGUUUAUCGGAAGACCAUCGUGUUGUUCUUGGAGUUCGUAAAGAUGAAACUCAGAAAGAAGGGAUGUUCACCCGCAUGGAAACGAAAAGCUAUCAUGGAGUUAUUUGCCAGUUUGAGAUUUGAUAUUUACAUAAAUAUAAUAAUGCCAUCUGCACUAUACGUUCCAAACGGGACCAAGGACACGCAGAUGGGGACACCCAUACCCCUAUAGAACAACAACAGCAUCUAGAAAUACAAUUCACAAGUACAAUUUGCGUUCGAAAGUCUUCCCUUUUACCUUUUUCGGUUAAUUUUAUGCUAUGACGCGGAUAUAAUACAACUUUUCACUUUUAAUCAGUUGUUUCUUGACUAUACAAAAUUAAAAGUUUCCAAAUUACUUUAUGUAUAGAUUAUAUAGAAA
Styela clava is the source of this 1023-nucleotide messenger RNA. RefSeq lists its product as uncharacterized. The record is from RefSeq and is a predicted model, not a curated record. Lineage: Eukaryota; Metazoa; Chordata; Ascidiacea; Stolidobranchia; Styelidae.